AUGUUUGGCCAUUUAUUAAUAUUAUGUGUCGGAGCCACUCAAUGGCUGUCCUUCGGUCUUCAAGUGGAUGAGUCGACAGCCGAUCUGCCAGUUGUUGUUAAAGGAGUUGCAGGUCAGUCGGCAUCGUUGCCCUGUCAUAUAGAUCAGGCCCAGUGCGGUGAAGUAUACUUCCUGACCUGGACCAAACUGGAAAGGGAUGACCGAUGGUCCAGAAUCUAUAUCUUUGCCGACAAUGUGGAAAAACCGUUGCGUGAUCUGUCCGGUAGAGCCCGGUUUUCGCUACAGAAAACCGAAGCCCAGCUUUCCAUCAAUCAAUUAAAGAGCACCGAUGAGGCUCUCUAUAAGUGUGACGUAACAUAUGUUGGGGGAAAGUGUCCUUCACUGACAUUUGUUAGGCUCAACAUUAUAGUAAAACCAUCGAAAGCUUAUAUCGAGUACAAGAGCUCACAGCUCGAUAGCGGCCAAGAGAUUCGCGGACUGGAAGAUGAGUUCGUGAGGUUGGCCUGCAUUGUCAUCGGCGGCAAACCUAUGCCUGUCAUCAGUUGGCGUGCAAUAGAUAGCCAGGGAAACGCUAAACUUGUUGACGUAAAAAACUCGUCGGCCAUCGACGACAAUAUGACUCGUCUGGUAUUAACUAAACAAUUGUCGCGAAACGAUCUGAAGAGUCGAUACGAGUGUCACGUCCAACACGAGGCCAUCAGAAACAACUCAAUGGACUCACACGUCAUGAUUGAUGUCAGCGUUGGCGCAAAAACCAUCGAAAUAGUUGGUCCAAGAGAUGCAAUCAAAGAAGGAGAUAUAGCUCUAAUACAAUGCAUAGCAUACGGGAGUAAACCGGAGACACAAAUAGUCUGGAAAAAUGGAACUCAUAUCAUUGAUAAAGAAGUAAAAAGCGAAGUCGAGGCCAACAUCGAUGGUCUAACAGUUAAUACUCGAAGUUAUUUAGAGAUGAGAGUCACCCGAUUUGAUCACUUAAAUCAUAUUGAAUGUCAUGCAAUAAAUAAAGCGAUGAAAGAGCCGAUCAAUGAGUCGAUUGAAUUGAAAAUUCAAUAUCCUCCAAUUGUGGUAAUGGAGCCAAAACACGGUGUGAUAGUGAAUGAAAGUGUAGAUAUGGUCAACAUUUACUGUACAUUUUCAUCAAAUCCGCCCGAAUUGCUUGAAAAUGAGACCAAAUGGUUUAAAGACAGUCAAAUGUUGGAUAUAAUAGAGGAUAAUAGUAGUCAGCAUUUUGUGUCAUCACUGUCCGGAUACCCAAUACUUACGAUCGUAAAUCCCCAGCGAAACGAUUCCGGGGCUUAUUAUUGCAGUGUCUCUAAUGAGAUCGGCGUCGGAAAGCCCGCUGAGCCCAUACUAUUGAUUGUUUUAUAUCCGCCAAAAGUAAAUCUUGAAAUCUAUCCAAAUCCUGAACAGGGAUUUACCAUCAAAGAGGGCGAUGAUGUUCGCAUGAUUUGUGAUAUUAUUGAUGGCAAUCCACUCAACGCAUCAACUGUUAAGUGGCUUAAGAAUGGCCGCCAACUGGUCAGUGAAUUGAGCGGUGAGCGCACCAAUCAAAAAGAGAUUACAUGGCUUAGUGUUACCCGUACUAUAGCCGGCAAUUAUACUUGUCUGGCCGUAUCGGAGGCCGGACAAAGCGAACCGAGUAAUUCCAUCCAAAUUGACAUCAGUUAUCCUCCGAGCAAAGCCGUGAUUCGCCAAUUGAACGGAAUAUAUGCAGUGAAAGGACAUAAUUUGUCGCUCGAGUGCAUUGUCUCUGAUUUAGGAAAGCCUUCCAAUACUAUUGAAUAUCACUGGGAAAGUCCAGAUGGUGUGCCCUUUCAGACCAAAGAGUCAAUACUAGUGUUAACUGAUCUAAAACUGACAAAUAGUGGUAACAUUACUUGUGCUGCAGUUAAUGAAGUCGGCUUAGGAUCGAAAGGCGUAUUCCCGGUGACAAUGUUAGCGCCGCCGAAAAUCAUUGACCACUUGCCGUCGACUAUCGGUGUCGACGAAAACAAAAUCAACAAACAGCGGUCGUCAGAGGUGGUGACCGCCGAUACUUCCGACCACUCGCUGAGUGUCAACUGUAGGGUCGAGUGUUUUCCCAUUUGCCAACUAAGUUGGUAUAGAAACUCGCAACUAAUCGACAACUCGACCGACUUGUAUACCAUCAAAAACUCCAUACAUCCCGAGGAAGUGAUACUCAACCGGUGUGUUAGUGUUGUGUCGACACUGAUAUUCAAUUUGACAGCAAUGGCACCCAUCGACCGGAUCCGCGAUACGAAUGUCAUCUAUUCCUGUGUCAGCAGUGAUAACACUGUCGGCCAUUCAGUCAAAUCGCAGACAAAAUUCAUUGUCGAGUACCCGCCGGAAAAUCUGAGAGUACGUCCAAAGCGUGUGGAUGUCAUUGAAUACGACAUUCCUCCGGAGAUCUCCUGCGAAAGCGAUGCACUGCCUCUGGCAUCCUAUCGGUGGCUUUCAUCGUCCAAUUUAGACACCGUUAUUGCCGACAAACCAUUAUUAUCACUGAACACAUCCAUCCAACGUGAAAGGGCCGGCACAUACACGUGUGUGGCGUCCAAUCGUCACGGAGAAGACAAAAUCGAUCUCUUAAUUAACGUGUUGUACGCCCCGUCCUGUGUCUUAAGCGAGGGUCCCGUCAGUAGUGACGGCGAGAUUGAACUGAUAUGUGCCGUCACUUCAGCCAAUCCUAACAAUGAGCUUAUAUACAAUUGGUCUCUAAAUAACUCAUCACUAAAUGAAUCACUUAUUGAACGUUAUGUCAAAUAUGAAGGCCUUAAAUCCAAACUAAUUAUUCCCAUCAGCGAAGAGUCACUGUUUGGCAGUUGGAGCUGCUCUGUGGUCAACAGUAUCGGUCAAACUGAUCCCAAUUGCACCCUAUAUGUGACACCACCUACUCUAAUAUCUGAUGGAGUAUUGGGUGACGAGUCUGUGCUACUCAUAUCGACAAUAAUCAUAGCCAUAAUAAUUACAUUUAUUGUCAUAUUAUUUGUGUUGAUUUGUUUGAUGAGAAGGGGCCGUCAUAAGCAAGAAACGACUCGAGUUUCACAAACCAGAGAAAAUCCCGAUGGUAGCCGAUCUCCCACUCCCUCAUCACUGAGCAGUCAUUUAUCAUCAAAUCAAGUUAUAACAUAUAAAAAGGUCGAAAUGAAUCCCAGAUUGAAACGAAACGACAAAGUGAUGGAUAUCUCGCGGAAUGAAUCUCUGGGUAACCGAAAGACAUCCAUAGACAAUGAAAACGACACAAACCCGGAGUCACCCAAUAGGGAAAUGUAUGAAAAUAUGGCUUUUCAGMGAAAGUGUCUGCAAUAUAUGCCUAAAUACCAAUACAACGAAAAUAUCGCUCAAAUAACGCGAGAGUUGCGUAGAACCCAAUCAGCCAGAUAUCAGACCUCCAGUGCCAAUAUAUACAGCAUUUAUGAGCGCAAUGUGGUCUACGCUGACCUACAGCUUACCAGUGAUGACGAUAAUGUAAUGAACAGUCCAUACAACGGUUGUCACACCAAAAUCAAUGGCAAUCAGCAUCAGMUUCAGGAAAAUCACUCGCGAAGAAUGCUUAAUAGCCGUCAAAGCAAUUAUAGCACUCUUAACAGUCAUCAUAACAGUCAUAAUAAUCACAAUAAUAAGAGUCAUAUUAAUAGUAAUCAUCACAAUAGUAAUGGCAAUAAUAAUAAUCUGUGCGAAUAUGCUGUCCUCACGUUUGACAGUUCACCCUCUCCUCCGAGCAUUUGCUGACACCAGCCAUAAGUCAUAAUAAUGAAAAUCCUUUUUUUAUUAUUAUAUGCUAU
Messenger RNA from Oppia nitens, 3785 nucleotides. Its product is annotated as hemicentin-1-like. The coding region runs from base 1 to 3732 and encodes 1243 amino acids. NCBI's taxonomy places the organism in Eukaryota, Metazoa, Arthropoda, Arachnida, Sarcoptiformes, Oppiidae. The transcript is spliced from 16 exons. The record is from RefSeq and is a predicted model, not a curated record.